GUCCUGAUAAGAAUGCAUCGUCAUAUCUUUAACAACGGGUCGUCCAAAUAUUAGCAGCAGGAUGCUUUUGACAGGCGUACUUAUAAGAAAAUUGUAGAAAAAAUUACCGCAGUAUCACAAAGUGUGUUGAACGGAGAUGUUUUUAUUUUUGUUUGCUUUACUUGCUUCGUGCAGAGCUGCCCCCCUCACAGAAGAUGAUAAUGAAACGGAAUUCGGUAACCAUUUCGAAGGUGAUAUGGUACUCAGUGCGUCUCAAAUGCGCGCAAUAAACUCCGCGCAAGAUGAACGAAACGGCUUAUUGGAUGGCGCCAAACGCUGGCCAAAUCAAACAGUUGUUUAUUACAUUGAUAAAGACGAUUUCGAUGAAAAUCAAAUAAAAAUGAUCGAGGAGGGCAUGGCCGAUAUAGCUAAUAAGAGUUGCAUAAAAUUCAGACCACGUGCAUCUGUAGAACAUGCCUUGAAAAUUCAGGGUUCAGGAAAUGGGUGCUAUUCUAAUGUAGGUUACAAUACGGAAGAUGACGACGAUGAAUCGAAUCAGGUCUUGAAUUUGUCUAAAAGAUGCUUCAAGCACGGCACUGUGGUGCACGAACUGCUACACACACUUGGUUUUUAUCACAUGCAGAGUACAUAUGAUAGGGACAAUUACGUGGAAAUUGUGUGGGAAAAUAUUAAGUCAGGACACGAGCACAAUUUUGCAAAAUAUAAUAAUGACACUGUAACAGAUUACGGCGUUCCAUACGACUAUAAUAGCGUCAUGCAUUAUCCAGAAGUGGCAUUUUCUAAAAAUGGAAAUAAAACUAUUAUCCCAUUGCAGGAAAAUGUAAAGAUUGGACAAAGACAGGGUAUGUCGGAAAGUGAUAUAGUGAAGCUCAAUAAAAUGUACUGCGAUAAUGAUGAUGGAAGUGCAAUGUAUAAGACAAUGAAGUUGGUAUAUUUUGUGACUUUCUUGUGUUUUUUUAUUGUGAAGUGUGGAUCUAUGUCACAGAGUGAAAUAGAAGAUUUUGCGAAUUUCAUACAGGAAACAUCUCACUUGGAUCAAAAUCUAAAAAGUAAGGAUCCCGAAGCAGACUAUGAUGAAGACGAACCAGUUGACAAUGCUUGGGAAGAAAGUGGGAAAUUCGAAGGAGACUUAAUUUUAAAUGAUCGGCAGCGUCGGAUGAUUGUCGCCAAUGUUGUAGAAGGUCUUGCUCGUAAUGGACUAACAGAUAGCACAAAACGGUGGCCAAAUAAUGAAGUUGUUUAUUUCAUACAGCGGGAACACUUUAAUCUUGAUCAAGUCCAAGCAAUUCAAGAUGGCAUAGACGACUUAGCCCGCGCUUCCUGCGUAAAAUUCAUUCCAUACAAAAAAGGCGAUCGUGAUGCGGUGGUUAUACAGGGAAGUAGGCGCGGGUGUUUCUCUCAAGUUGGUUACCAGGGCGGCUACCAAGUUCUCAACUUAUCUGGCCGUCACCCAGUUGGGCGUGGCUGUUUUCGCCACGGAACUGUUGUUCAUGAACUUCUACAUACUCUCGGAUUUUAUCACAUGCAGAGUAGUCCCGAUCGAGACGACUAUAUCAAUGUGCAUUGGGAAAAUAUAAUACAAGCUGCUCGACAUAAUUUCCGCAAGUACAACACUUUUUCCGUGUCUGAUUUUGGAGUUGGCUACGACUACGAGAGCGUACUGCAUUACGGUCAAAAAGCGUUCUCUGUCAAUGGACAAGACACUUUAGUGCCAAAACAGCUGGGAGCGAAUAUCGGCCAAAGAGUUGGUUUAUCACAAAAAGAUGUUCAAAAAUUGAACAAAAUGUAUUGUGACGCAGACUCUGACCUGCUUUUAGACGACUCAUCCAAGACUCCUGUCCUUAAAAAGAAAACUAGCAAAAAUAAACCCUUUCAGGGUCGCGGAAUAGGAUAUCAUCAAGGUAAAACCGUGGUGAUAAAUCUAGCUGAUGCACAAACAUAUAAUUUGAAUGAUUUUGAUAAGCUUAAUGAUUUUAGCGGCGCAAAAGAAACCAGUAUGCCUUCAAUGUCUGUUCAAGGAAUUGGAGUUACUCAAGUGAUAAAUAAUUUUCCUAUAUCUGAAACUAUGCUAAAUAAAAUGAGAGAUGAAAGCAAAGAUCUGCAAGGAGUAUUAGAUAGAUUUUCGAAUGUAGUCAAUAGUAAGAUAAAUCCGUCAGAUGCCAGAAAAUUUGAUUAUGAACAAUCCAAUGAAUAUAACGCUCCGAUAAGAGAACGUAUGCAACCUAAACCAUAUUUAAAUCACAUUCAGAAUGGCGAGUGGUAUAGAGAACCUGUUAGUGAACCCCAAGAUGAUGAAGAAAUAUUAGCAUUAAGGAACAAAGAAAAUAUAUAUGACCUUCCAGACAGUGUUCGUUAUCACACCGAUGAUAACGAACGAGAAAUCAACGGAUACAAUAAAAACAUUGCGUAUCAUACUAAUAAUCAAGAUUAUUCACCAAUUAAGGAAAACAGAAUAAAUAACUAUAUUAGAUUACGCACUUAUAAGGAAGAUGCACCAUAUAAUCAUGACAACUUAUAUGAAGCUCCAUCUCAAAUUUAUCGAGAAUCUGGAAAGUUGUUAAGUACAAAAUCAUUUAUAAACGCACCAGAAUAUCUUCAAAGUAUACCAAAUAACAAUCAGCGGCAAAUGCAACAAUUUCAUGAUAUUUAUUUAAACAAUAGAUAGAUAUCUAAGAAUGGUACCAAACACUUUUAAAAAUAUAUAACUUAAAUGAUAGUAAUUAUAACACAAUAAGUGUAAGUAUACGAAAUAAAUUAUGUUAACCAUUAUUUUG
This is a messenger RNA of Pieris rapae (cabbage white), 2774 nucleotides long. RefSeq lists its product as uncharacterized. Bases 137 to 2665 code for a protein of 842 amino acids. The transcript has 12 exons. Gene Ontology annotation, molecular function: metalloendopeptidase activity; zinc ion binding. The record is from RefSeq and is a predicted model, not a curated record. Lineage: Eukaryota; Metazoa; Arthropoda; Insecta; Lepidoptera; Pieridae. Gene Ontology annotation, biological process: proteolysis.